UCUUCUUACUCAACUUUCUAUACCGUAUGCAUUUGAAGUAUCAACCCUAUUUCAUUUGUGAUUAAUUUGAAAGCCAAUGGCUUUUCCACGCUCAACUUGUUUGCUUCUACUCUUGGCUUCAUUUUUGCUAACUCCAUUGGAAGGUCAUACUUUUAAUGUCAUGGACUAUGGUGCAAUUGGAAAUGGCAGAACCGAUGACAGUGAAGCUUUCAUGAAAGCUUGGAGUGAUGUGUGCAAGGCUUCAGCUUCUCCAACGUUUCUUGUUCCUGGAGACAGAAGGUUUUUGAUCAAUCCCGUCGUCUUCGAGGGCCGCUGUAGGUCCAAAAAAAUUAAGUUCAAGGUAGAUGGGACUAUAACGGCGCCAAGUGAACCUUCAAAAUGGAAAUGCAUUAAUAAGCAAUGCCAUAGUUGGAUCAGCUUUAAGCAUGUAGAUGGCCUUGUCAUCUCUGGUUCUGGCACCAUUGACGGCAAUGCAGAGAAAUGGUGGAAGCAAGGUCGUGUUACGGUAUGA
This is a messenger RNA of Vitis vinifera (wine grape), 511 nucleotides long. RefSeq names its product probable polygalacturonase At3g15720. Gene Ontology annotation, biological process: carbohydrate metabolic process. The record is from RefSeq and is a predicted model, not a curated record. Gene Ontology annotation, molecular function: polygalacturonase activity. The transcript has 3 exons. The coding region runs from base 77 to 511 and encodes 144 amino acids. Lineage: Eukaryota; Viridiplantae; Streptophyta; Magnoliopsida; Vitales; Vitaceae.